Molecule: messenger RNA, 480 nt
Organism: Tinamus guttatus (white-throated tinamou)
Lineage: Eukaryota; Metazoa; Chordata; Aves; Tinamiformes; Tinamidae
Gene: PTGES
Product: prostaglandin E synthase
Biological process (GO): prostaglandin biosynthetic process
Cellular component (GO): membrane
Molecular function (GO): prostaglandin-E synthase activity
Source: RefSeq, a predicted model, not a curated record
CCGCUGCAGACAGCAGAGCGUCUCCUCGUCUUCCCCAAAAUGAUGGAAAAUGAAGUGUUUAAGUCAUUUAUGUUCUACAGCACGGUCUUGAUUUUAAAAAUGUACGUUGUUGCCAUCAUUACGGGACAAGUAAGGCUCAGAAAGAAGGCGUUUGCCAACCCCGAGGACGCGCUGCGCAACGGCGGCCUGCAGUACUACCGCGAGGACCCCGACGUGGAGCGGUGCCGCAGGGCCCAUCGCAACGACAUGGAGAACAUCUUUCCCUUCCUCUUCCUUGGAGCCGUCUACUCCUUGCUGGAGCCCAGUCCUGCCGUGGCGAGGAUCCACUUCUUCACCUUCUGUGCGGGGCGCCUCGUGCACACCGUGGCCUACCUGCUGAAGCUGAAGGCGCCCACGCGCUCCGUGGCCUACAGCGUGGCCCAGCUGCCCUGCUUCUCCAUGGCUCUGCAGAUCCUCCUUGCAACGACCCCGUACUGGUAA